Molecule: messenger RNA, 438 nt
Organism: Olea europaea var. sylvestris
Lineage: Eukaryota; Viridiplantae; Streptophyta; Magnoliopsida; Lamiales; Oleaceae
Product: probable NEDD8-conjugating enzyme Ubc12-like
Exons: 6
Coding region: 106-423 (105 amino acids)
Source: RefSeq, a predicted model, not a curated record
UGACACUUUUAAGAAGCCCAACAUUUCAAUUCAAGAUUACCUAUUUUGAUCUCUUCGAUCCCCUUUCUUGAACCGUUUGCUUCUUUCGUCUCCUCAACAGGAACCAUGAUUAAGUUAUUCAAAGUAAAGGAGAAGCAAAAGGAACUCAAUGAGAAUGCCAAUGAAAAGGGCCAUGUGAAGAAGCAAAGUGCUGGGGAGUUACGUCUUCAUAAAGACAUUAGUGAGCUGAACUUACCUGCGACAUGUAUUAUCUCUUUCCCUAAUGGCAAGGAUGACCUGAUGAACUUUGAAAUCACUAUUCGACCAGAUGAAGGAUAUUACUUAGGGGGUGCAUUUCUAUUUUCUUUCCAAGUUUCCCAUAUUUAUCCGCAUGAACCUCCAAAAGUCAAGUGCAAGACCAAGGUUUAUCAACCUAAUAUUUGAAAAUUCCUUGUAAAU